Molecule: messenger RNA, 3025 nt
Organism: Porites lobata
Lineage: Eukaryota; Metazoa; Cnidaria; Anthozoa; Scleractinia; Poritidae
Source: the annotation of a GenBank genome assembly
GUUUCCAGAUCAGAUGCCACAGAAAGACUGGACAAGGACCUUCAUGAGCCAAGGGCCUCUGUUAUCUUAAGUAAUGUAAGUGGUGUAUGUUUUGUGUUUUAAUCCAGCUCUUAAGUAAACCAGAUAAACAGAACUGUUUGGUUGAAAGUUUCAUGAAGUGACUGACUGAUCAAAUGUGCUUAGUAUACUUCUAACUAUUCAACUAACCAUUUUGACUGACUGACUGAGCAACUUAGUUACAACUUAGCAUCUUACAGUACCAAGACACUGACUAAUUGAGCAAUUGACUGACUCACCACUGACUGUGCAACUGAGUACCUGACUGGCUGACAGAAUGACUGAUUGAGCAACUGACUGACUGACUGUGCAGUUGGGUUCUUGACCAGUUGACAGAAUGACUGAUUGAGCAACUGACUGACUGACUGUGCAAUUGGGUUCUUGACCAGCUGACAGGAUGACUGAUUGAGCAACUGACUGACUGACUGUGCAAUUGGGUUCUUGACCAGCUGACAGGAUGACUGAUUGAGCAACUGACUGACUGACUGUGCAGUUGGGUUCUUGACCAGCUGACAGAAUGACUGAUUGAGCAACUGACUUACUGACUGUGCAGUUGGGUACCUGACUGGCUGACAGGAUGACCGAUUGAGCAACUAACUGAAUAACUGACUGUGCAGCUGGGUACCUAACUAACUGAUAGAAUGACUGAUUGAGCAACUGACUGAAUAACUGACUAAACUGAGUACCUUACCAAGUUACUGACUAACUGCAACCAACUGACUGACUGACUGAGCAACUGACUUAGGAACUGACUGGAGUCUGCAAAGCAGGGGUCAAUUAAAUAAAACUUUUGCAAGUGUAAUUUACAAGUGUAUCCAUUGUUUAGAGUCUGUGUUAAUCACACCCUGAACAAAUAAACUUCUUUACUCCAUUCCAAUGAACUUCAAUUUUCUGUUUUCUCGUACAGCAGUUUCUGAUAAUAGCAAUCAAGCCAAAAGAAAGCUAUACAUAAUCAAACCAAACAAUAAAUACAAAACAAAGAAAUGUACACAGAGAAAAACCUAAAGAAAUAAACUAAAGGAAUUAAAAACACACACCUGACGGCGAAGAUAUUAUCCAACGGUGAUGGAUAAUACAUGGAUAUAUAUAUAAUAUAUGGAUAAUACGCAAUGGUAUACAAGCGAUCCUCGAGUAAUGGUCACAAACGUUACACUAAAUGGCAGGAUAUUAGUGACCUGGGUCCCAUUUCUCAAAAUAGCCCUGAUGAUUAAUGGGCCCUGUAGGCUGUCGCUAUAUACAUUAAAUAUCGGGGUUUCAAUAGUUUUGCAUCUAAAAUGAUAAAACUAUCAGUUAAUGAAACAAAAUGGAGUAGUUCACUAGCCAGGAGCCGCACUCUUAUUCUUUAUAUUUCGGUUUGAAUAUUUGAUUUUGAGCCCAAAAAGUUACUGGGACUUUUGAGAAACAGGCCUCUGGAACUUAAAUUAAGCCCAAAAAACCACUGGUCCUAAAUCAGUGGAAACAGUCUGAAAUUAUAUUCCUACAGCUGUACACUUGUAAAAUUAUAAUUGUAAAAGUUCUAUAAAAUUGAUACCAGUAGUGUUAUUUGCAAGUACAGUCAAGGGGUGGGUGUUAAUUAUUAUUUUAUCGUUAUAAUCAUAUGUGGUAAAUUAUUCCAACAUGUUUGUCCACUGGUAUUCAUGAAAAUGUGAUUGAGUCAAACCUUUUAAAUAUGGGCACUUAAAGGGGGCCAUAGAAAGUGUCCAUAUUAACGGGAUGUCUAGAUUAAAUAGCUUCAGUUUAGAGGGGGCUUUCUUUUCUCAGGGACAAAGCAAAGAGUCCGUAAUUAUAAGGUUUCUGUAUUAAGUGGGUGUCCAUAAAUCAAGUUUUGAACAUUAAUGGGAAAUUGGUCUGUUCUGAAAAUAACUUAUGAGCUUCAUUGAAUAUUUUAAAUUUUUGUUUCCAGAUCAGAUGCCACAGAAAGACUGGACAAGGACUUUCACGAGCAAAGAGCCUCUGUUAUCUUCAGUACUGUAUGUGCUCUAUGUUUUGCUUUGUAAUCCAGCUCUUGAGUGAACCAGAUAAACAGGAUUGUUGGCCAGGUGAUUUCAAAGUUUGAUUAAGCUAAUCCAGGGAAAGCUGUUGUAAUAUAAUUAUAUCGUGCCUAAUUCUUUAAUUUCACAGUUAUUUCACCAUCAAGUGUACCACUUUUGGGAGUACAAGUGUGUCAAUAUUACUUUUUCCAGUCAAAGAACAACAACAAUAUUAACUAAAAAAAUGUCCAAAAUAAAUGCAACAUAAAAGAGCAAAAUUCCAAAAUAAAAUUAAAUCAAGUAUAGUUGUACAGUUUGGUCAACAUUAUUGUGAUGAAAAUAUAAUGAUUUAACCCAGGAUCAUCCAAUUGAGUGCAGUCCUGUAAGAACAGGUACAGCUGUUGGGGAUUCAGUGACUGGCAUUUCUAAAAUGUAUUUAAAAGAAAUCAACAGGAUCAAACAAAUUUUUUUUUAUUGACUUCUGAAUAAAUAAUAUUGGUACUUCAAGACCAAGCAAAUGAGACCAUUAUUUUUAAGGGAUACAUUCAGCAUUUCUGUUGAACUUUGUAUGAAUUGGACAUUUUACAUUAAAUAAAUGCUUGCAAUCGCCAGUUUUAUGUCUGCAGGGAAUCACAAUACAAAACAGCUGAAACGCAUUGAAAUCUUUUUGGUUUCAAGAACAAAAUUAUUUGAUUGAUUGCUAAAAUUCCAAGAGACAUGCACUUGUUGGGGAAGUACUCAUGAUCAGAAAACUUAAACGCAAAAACCGUGGUCAUUAGAAGUUUUUUCCUGGAUUAGCAUUUGUCGACUUUGUUCAACUGUCACAACGUUUAAAUCAAUAGCCAAGUUCUGCUGAUAUAAUAAUAAUAAUAAUAAUAAUUAUAUGCAAUCCAUAUUAUUAUUAUUAUUAUCAUUAUUAUUAUAAGGUUGUUAUUAUAGUACCUGUUGGUGCAGAUAUGCAGUCCAUAUUUUACCCUUCAAAUUUCUUGCCAUGUUGA